Molecule: messenger RNA, 653 nt
Organism: Kockovaella imperatae
Lineage: Eukaryota; Fungi; Basidiomycota; Tremellomycetes; Tremellales; Cuniculitremaceae
Exons: 4
Coding region: 338-598 (86 amino acids)
Source: RefSeq, a predicted model, not a curated record
GGGAAAUUUGGGCCAGCUCAUUCAUCCUGUCUCCUUUUCGGUUUUACUGUCUUCCCUUCGAAGAGGCGCAUGGUGUUCUACAGAAAGGUCCAAGCCGGGCAUGUGAUGAAUGUUGAAUCGCUACGAUGCGUUCACAACGAAAUGCGUCUCUGGAUGCAGAAUCGCAUCGAACAGAAAGGGAUGCCUUGAUGAAAGAGUAUCCUUCAACGUACGAAGAACGCCUUUGGCAUCGCAUGAACGGACAUUCCUGCCGCUCAUUCACUUAAAAGACGUUGCCUUGACUGAUCUCUCCGUCAUGUCCUGCUAACCACUGUCCUGCUCAACUCGAUCGAAACCAAUGUUCUGGAUGAUGUGGAGUGUCGCAGUUCUUCUCAGCUCGUUCCUCACCGUCGUAGUGGGUCAGUUCACUGUAGCAACACCUCCCUCGCUAGUCCAAUGUCAGCCCGUGAGGAUCUCUUGGUCUGAGGAAAUGCUCCCUACUUUCUGGCCAUUAUCCCGGGAGGUCAAACGGACGCUGCAGCACUCGUGGCUCCGGGAUCUAACCUUCCUGAUUCACCAUUCACUUGGAUCGUCAAUGUUGCGUCUGGCACCAGUGUGACAAUCAAAGUCACCGAUGGCGCAGGUGUGAUCCAGUACUCGUCAUCUCGUACUGU